Messenger RNA from Phytomonas sp. EM1, 168 nucleotides. The record is from the annotation of a GenBank genome assembly. NCBI's taxonomy places the organism in Eukaryota, Euglenozoa, Kinetoplastea, Trypanosomatida, Trypanosomatidae.
AUGUGCGAUUUACCCCUCCAAGGGGGUCGUCGGGCGGCGGAGGGGUGUUUGGUGGUGCAGUGCGCGCGAUGCGGGCAUGGCGGGCACGUCGCCCACAUCCGCGCGUGGUGGCGCCAUCCGAAGGUCACGGGAUGCCCGAAAGGAUGCGAUUGCAAGUGUAUCUAUUGA